GGCCCGAGGCCCAGCUCCUCACUGCACUGCCCAGAGGCCCUGUCUUGACUCCUGCCAGCCUCCGGGUUCCUGCAGUGCCGAAGCUGAACAUGGACGUCACCAUCCAGCACCCCUGGUUCAAGCGCGCGCUGGGGCCCUUCUACCCCAGCCGGCUGUUUGACCAGUUCUUCGGCGAGGGCCUCUUUGAGUACGACCUGCUGCCCUUCCUGUCAUCCACCAUCAGCCCCUACUACCGCCAGUCCCUCUUCCGCACCGUACUGGACUCUGGCAUCUCUGAGGUCCGAUCUGACCGGGACAAGUUCGUCAUCUUCCUGGAUGUGAAGCACUUCUCCCCGGAAGACCUCACUGUGAAGGUGCAGGAGGACUUUGUGGAGAUUCAUGGCAAGCACAACGAGAGGCAGGAUGACCAUGGCUACAUUUCCCGCGAGUUCCACCGCCGCUACCGCCUGCCUUCCAACGUGGACCAGUCGGCUCUCUCCUGCUCCCUGUCUGCUGACGGCAUGCUGACAUUCUCCGGCCCCAAGAUCCAGUCCGGCCUGGACGCCGGCCACAGCGAGCGAGCCAUCCCCGUGUCACGGGAGGAGAAGCCCAGUUCCGCGCCCUCGUCCUAAGCAGGCCUUGGCCUCGGCUGCCACCCCCUGCAGCCCCCGACCCAUCCAUCCGGGGGACCACGGAAAAGGCGUGGUGUUUGUCUUCCUUGCUUUCCUUUUUCGUUUCCUUCUCAUCUUCUCAGAUGGAUGAGG
This is a messenger RNA of Carlito syrichta (Philippine tarsier), 743 nucleotides long. It is a transcript of the gene CRYAA, whose product is annotated as crystallin alpha A. NCBI's taxonomy places the organism in Eukaryota, Metazoa, Chordata, Mammalia, Primates, Tarsiidae. The transcript has 3 exons. The coding region runs from base 90 to 611 and encodes 173 amino acids. Gene Ontology annotation, biological process: protein refolding; response to heat; lens development in camera-type eye. Gene Ontology annotation, molecular function: structural constituent of eye lens; protein folding chaperone. The record is from RefSeq and is a predicted model, not a curated record.